Molecule: messenger RNA, 1487 nt
Organism: Rattus norvegicus (Norway rat)
Lineage: Eukaryota; Metazoa; Chordata; Mammalia; Rodentia; Muridae
Gene: Cxxc5l1
Product: CXXC finger protein 5 like 1
Cellular component (GO): nucleus; cytoplasm
Molecular function (GO): DNA binding; zinc ion binding
Source: RefSeq, a predicted model, not a curated record
GACCAUGCGCCUACCCUGAGUGAGGCCCUCCGGGCAUCUGUAUUGUGGGCAGCCGGGCUACACGCUCAACUCUGAGCUCCCAGCAGCAGUUUGCAGGCUCUCCCAGCCGCGGGGUCUGGGCCUCGGCCCCACCAUGUCGAGCCUCGGCGGUGGCUCCCAGGACGCCGGUGGCAGUAGCAGCAGCAGUAACACCAAUAGCAGCAGUGGCAGUGGCCAAAAGGCAGGAGGAACAGACAAAAGUGCCACGGUGGCUGCCAGGGCACCGGCCUCAGUGGCAGACGAUGCCCCGCCCCCUGAGCGUCGGAACAAGAGUGGAAUCAUCAGUGAACCCCUCAACAAGAGCCUGCGUCGCUCCUGCCCACUCUCCCACUACUCCUCUGGUAGCAGUGGUGGCGCCGGAAGCAUGAUGGGAGGGGAGUCUGCUGACAAGGCUGCCGCAGCCGCAGCCUCCCUAUUGGCCAAUGGUCAUGACCUGGCUGCGGCCAGGGCGGUGGACAAAAGCAACCCUACCUCAAAGCACAAAAGUGGUGCUGUGACCAGCCUGCUAAGCAAGGCAGAGCGGGCCACAGAGCUGGCAGCCGAGGGACAGCUGACGCUGCAGCAGUUCGCACAGUCCACGGAGAUGCUAAAGCGCGUGGUGCAGGAACACCUGCCACUGAUGAGCGAGGCGGGUGCCGGCCUGCCCGACAUGGAGGCUGUGGCGGGCGCCGAAGCCCUCAAUGGCCAGUCCGACUUCCCUUACCUGGGCGCUUUCCCCAUCAAUCCAGGCCUCUUCAUCAUGACCCCAGCCGGUGUGUUCCUGGCUGAGAGUGCGCUGCACAUGGCUGGCCUGGCCGAGUACCCCAUGCAGGGAGAGCUGGCUUCUGCCAUCAGCUCGGGCAAGAAGAAGCGGAAACGCUGCGGCAUGUGUGCGCCCUGCCGGCGGCGCAUCAACUGCGAGCAGUGCAGCAGUUGUAGGAACCGAAAGACUGGCCAUCAGAUUUGCAAAUUCAGAAAGUGUGAAGAACUCAAAAAGAAGCCUUCCGCUGCUCUGGAGGUAACAGCACCGUAGAGGGAGGUGUGCGGGCUCUCCCAUCUGUCUGGCGGUCCAUACCUACCCCUGAGUCCUGGAGCCCACCUUUCCUGCCUGCAAGUGUGGGGGAUACCCAGCCCCUAGGGCCUGGAGGUCUGGCUGCAAGAUACCUGUUCACUGCCCUAAAAGUCAGAGCCACAUCCUGAGAUGCCAGCAAGCCAUGGUUUGCAGGUAGGGGCCUGGCGUUCCCAGUGAGGCCCUGGGACUCUGAUGCCCCUCCUAGGGCCUGUGUCAGAUAUCUCCACAUAGGUACCAAGUUUCUAUCUCCUAGACAUGUACUAAAGCAUCUAGUCUGUAACCUAAGACUGGUUUUGUCCCUAACCCCAUCUGAGGGGUUUUAUCUAUGGACCCUGUGGCCUUGAGAAGAGUCAUGUGUUGUUAAACUCCCAACCCCACCCUGCCCCCACCCCCAACC